AUGAAGCUGGUAAUUCUUCUAAUCACCAUAGCUGUUGCAGCUGCUAAUUAUGGAAAAUUGGGUGGAGGAUGGUAUGGUGGCUAUGGCGGUGGAUACGGUGGAAUGGGCGGUGGAUACGGAGGGAUGGGUGGACACGGAGGAAUGGGCGGCGGAUACGGGGGAAUGGGAUAUGGUGGAUAUAGACGAAUGAUGUAUGGAGGCAUGAGAUAUGGAUCCAGCGGAAUGGGAUACGGAGGAAUGGGUGGAUACGGAGGAAUGGGUAGAUAUGGUGGAAUGGGCGGAUAUGGUGGAAUGGGUGGUUACGGAAGAAUGAUGGGUGGAUACGGAGGAAUGAUGGGCGGAUACGGUGGAAUGGGCGGAUACGGAGGAAUGGGUGGAUACGGUGGAAUGGGCGGAUACGAUGGAAAAGGCGGAUACGGAGGAAUGGGUGGAUACGGAGGAAUGAUGGGCGGAUACGGUGGAAUGGGCGGAUACGGAGGAAUGGGUGGAUACGGUGGAAUGGGCGGAUACGGUGGAAUGGGCGGAUACGGAGGAAUGGAUGGAUACGGAGGAAUGAGUGGAUACGGAGGAAUGAUGGGAGGAUACGGCGGAUAUGGAGGAUACGGCGGAUAUGGAGGAUAUUGGCCAGGAAGUAGUAAAUAUUGGUUGACAUAUGGUAGAAGAAUUGGAGGCGGGAGUUGGUUACGCCCAAAGAAAGGUAUAGUUCGAUAUAGCUUAAUAUUUAUAUUACUCGUAGGCAAAUCUGUAGCAUGA
Molecule: messenger RNA, 753 nt
Organism: Mytilus trossulus (common blue mussel)
Lineage: Eukaryota; Metazoa; Mollusca; Bivalvia; Mytilida; Mytilidae
Exons: 2
Coding region: 1-753 (250 amino acids)
Source: RefSeq, a predicted model, not a curated record